Messenger RNA from Dreissena polymorpha, 2360 nucleotides. RefSeq lists its product as uncharacterized. The record is from RefSeq and is a predicted model, not a curated record. NCBI's taxonomy places the organism in Eukaryota, Metazoa, Mollusca, Bivalvia, Myida, Dreissenidae. The transcript has 8 exons. Bases 1 to 1170 code for a protein of 389 amino acids.
AUGAAAAGUCGAGAGGAGAGCAAUUCGAGUUUAAAAUCUCUGGGAGGCUUCACAAAGAAAGAUGACAUUUUGAUGGGAAAUACAACUUUAAAGGAACGUAUUAGAAAUGCAAUAGCCGAACGGAAGUUCCGGACGAUGUGCUUGUUUGAUUCCAUUCUCUUGCUGUGGCUCUCAAAGCUUAAACUUCUCUGGAGAGAUAGUGAUGUACUUCACCGUCCGUGUUUCGUCUACUUGCUUCUGGUACGCGCCUGUAUCGAACGAAACCCAGGACCUGAGACUAUUAGGGAUCGUGUCUUUGAAAUCAAACUCGAUGAUCCGACGAUGCUGGAACAAUUGCGGACAAUUAAAACCAAAAAAACACUGGACGGCAUUUUUUCUUUCAUGGAGGGCUACAUAAGAAAUAAAAAUAUGGAAUCCACGACAUUGUUUCUGUAUGUGCGCAGUGACAAUAGAAACGAGCUGCAUUGUUACAUGAUCCUAACGCUAAGCUCUUGGCCGGAAAUGAACUCAAUCGGGAGCGAUCAUUGUACACAGCAAUCUCAAUUUCUAGCAUACCGCAACCAGAACGAUUUUAUUGUAGUCUGUCCCAAGUUUGGAAAUACUAACGGAUUUGACUGUUUAAACGGUUGCAUAGAAAAGGUUAAAGAUAUAGUUCCCAUCCCGUUUACACAAAGUAUCAAUGAACACCUCUACCAACAAUUCUGCAACAGUGUCCGUGUUCAAACUUCAUAUAGUUAUUAUAAAAAUCUGUUUGACACAGGAAAUCCAAUUGCACCAGAAGAAAUACUACAUGAAGAUUGCGAUGUCCUACUGGUUAAACACUUUCUGUGUCACCAUGAAUGCACGUACACUACACAAUUUGGGUUUAUCCGAUGCCUUGAUGCUAGCUUGAAACUUAUAGUCACCAACACAGAGGUAACUCCAGCGAUGGUUCAAAAGUUAGCGCAGAGCAAUCGAAUGGUGAAAGACGUUGUUGAGGGCAAUUCUGGAAUAAUCAACGGAGAUAUGGGGUUUGAAAUGGAACAGUUUCAUGUAGCUGUUCUAAGCUUAGCAAACAUAGGUUGUCAUAAACCGGAGAUUGACGACAUUGUUUCGGAGCUACAGAGCAUUGACGAGCGUGGUGGCAUAGACGCGUGUAGAUCAAAUUUAAUUUUCAUAGGCGGACAGUGAUGAUUGAUAUUGCACAAAACACAACAAACAUCAUUCCACCAUUUAAUGAGUGGCAUCAGUAUUCAAUAUUAUUAUAAAAUCACUAAAUUGUUUAUAACAUAGAUCUAUAUGAAUUAAUGAAGUGAAUUUGUGGAGAAACUCAGUGAAACUAUUUCAACUUGUUUCUAUCUGAGAAAACUGGUUUCCAUAGAUACGAUUACGGAAUACAUUUGUCUGUUAAUCUGUCUGGUUACUGUAUUAUCAUAUUAAUCUGUUUUAUAUUUUUAAAUAUUUCUGAUUAGUUUAUUGUCAUAAUAUAAUGCACUUAGUUUUGUAGCUACUAUAAUCGAACAUUCAUUAUUUCGUCUGCUUUUCUAUUUUAGUAUAUUCUGUAUGGUUAAUUUAUUAUCAUAUGAGGCUGUUUUAUGUUUUUAAAUAUGUCUGGUUAUUGUAUUGUCAUAAUACGGUGAACAGGAUUUUUGCCAGUUUUUGUAGCUGGCAUAUUCGAACAUCAAAUAUUUCGUCUGUUUUUAUAUUUUAAUAUAAUGUGUCUCGUUAUUUUAUUGUCAUAUGAGUCUGUUUAUAUGUUGUUUAAAUAUGUCAGGUUAUUUUAUUGUCAAUUGUAUUUGCCUUCAUUUGUAUUUGCCUUCUUGUCACAGUGCUGGAAAAUUCUGUUUGCCGGGGUCGGAUUGGCAUCCGUACUUUUCUAAAGCAUUUAUCUCACCAAGCUAACUUAAGCGACAAUGACUCAACACUUUUGCUCGAAUGGACAUGCUUAGUAUAAGACCCGAGUCCUAUCGGGUAAUUCCAAUCGCUUGUUGAAUGAUUAUUGGUAUUAAAUAUCCGAGUUAAAGUGUUUAAUCGCUGGUUGAGUGAUUAUUAUCAAAGGUGAGAAAUCACUUUUAAGCGAUUAUAGGUGUAAAAUGUCCGAGUUUAAAAAGUGAAAUUCGCUGGUUGACUGAUUAUUGGUAUUAAAUGUCGGAGUUGCAAAAGUUAGAAAUCGCUGGUUGACCGAUUAUUUGGUAUUAAAUGUCCGAGUUGAAAAAUGUGAUAUCGCUGGCUGAGCGAUUAUCGGUAUAAAAAGGUAUGUGAAAAGGUGCAAUCGCUGGUUGAGCAAUAAUUGGUAUACGAAAGUCGUGUUAAUAAGUAUAAUCACUGGUUGAGCGAUAAGUGGUAUUAAAGAGUGGUGUAAAAAUGUGAUCGCUGGUCAA